Molecule: messenger RNA, 1578 nt
Organism: Fomitiporia mediterranea MF3/22
Lineage: Eukaryota; Fungi; Basidiomycota; Agaricomycetes; Hymenochaetales; Hymenochaetaceae
Product: cytochrome P450
Exons: 11
Coding region: 1-1578 (525 amino acids)
Molecular function (GO): heme binding; oxidoreductase activity, acting on paired donors, with incorporation or reduction of molecular oxygen; monooxygenase activity
Source: RefSeq, a predicted model, not a curated record
AUGAGUUUCUUCUCUGACUGGAAACCGAUGCUGGUGAAAAUGAAUUCGGCGUUGGGCCUUACUAAAGUCGAGGACCGUGCCCAGUACUAUUACCUUUUAAUGGCAGGGAUGUGCAUUGCAGUCGUUUCUCUUUCCAGACUUUUCAACAAGCGGAAGCUUGAAGUAAAAGUCCCUCUCGAAGGCUCUUCCGGAGUCGUCUCAUCGUACGUCGACGCAUAUGACUUCAUUGCAAAUGCCAAGUCUGUGCUCAAGCGAGCUUAUGUGAAGUAUGGAAACGGGACAUUCAAGAUUCCCGCAAUGAAUCGGUACACCGUUAUAAUCAACAAACGUGAACUUAUCGAAGAGAUUAGGAAGGCGCCAGACAACAAGGCAUCUUUUGCUGAAGCGAUAAUUGACGACUUUGCGUUCCGUUGGACAUUCGGAUUGAAAGUCGCAAGGAAUAGAUAUCAUGUCACAAUCGUCCGCAAUCAGCUGACACGAUCUUUGGGUUUGCUGUUCGACGACGUCUACGAUGAGAUUAUCCAAGCCUUCAAUGAUCUUAUUCCCAAGAGUAAUGACUGGGUUGCUAUCCCGGCAUUGGAUACGAUGAGACAUAUCGUAUGCAGAGCGAGUAACAGAAUUUUUGUUGGCGUACCUCUUUGCAGAGAUCCCGAAUUCGCUGAACUGAGUGUCAAUUUCGCUAUUGACACCAUGAAGACGGUAUAUAUGAUUCAGGAUAUGCCUGUUCCUUUACGCCCCGUUGUCGGUGCAUAUUUCAGCCCGACAGCCCGAAGUGUCCGGCGGGCUAUGAAGCUCCUUCGCCCAGUACUUGAGGAGCGGUUCCGUAUGUAUGACGAGAAUGGCGAUGAUUGGUCAGGGAAACCGGUCGACAUGAUCUCGUGGUUGAUUGAUGAAGCGCCACAGAAUGAGAAGCGAAGCAUUCGGGACCUCACAGUAAGGUUACUACACUUAAACUUUGUUGCUAUGAAUGCGACCUCGAACAGUUUUACUCAUGCCCUGUUCCACCUUGCGGCCGAACCGCAAUAUAUUCACCCGUUACGGGACGAGAUCGAGCAGGUGAUUAAGGAGGAGGGAUGGUCGAAGGUUGCAAUGACGAAGAUGUGGAAACUCGACAGUUUCAUGAAAGAGAGCAUGCGAUUUAAUGGCAUCAACUUGCUAACCUUGAAUCGCAAGAUAAUGUCAGACUUCACCUUGUCGGACGGAACUUUCCUCCCUAUGGGCACAUUCAUUGCCGCAAAUCUGAUAGCGACGCAUCAAGACGAAUCUUACUAUCCAGGUGCAGACAAGUUCGAUGGAUUCCGAUUCGCGAAAUUGCGUGAGCAAAGCUCAGAAGAAGGCGUAAAGCACCAAAUGGUCAAUACGAACCCGGAAUAUCUAGCAUUCGGUCUCGGACAUCAUGCCUGCCCCGGCCGCUUCUUCGCAGUGAACGAGCUCAAGGCGAUAAUGGCGCAUCUUAUAUUGAAUUAUGAUGUGAAAGCAGAGAUGGAAGGAGUUCGACCAGAAAACGUCUAUCAUCGAAGUCGAGUGGGCCCAAACCCAAAGGCCAAAGUUCUGUUGAAGAAACGAAAGGACGCGUAA